Aspergillus ochraceoroseus IBT 24754 is the source of this 633-nucleotide messenger RNA. RefSeq names its product methyltransferase family protein. Gene Ontology annotation, molecular function: protein C-terminal S-isoprenylcysteine carboxyl O-methyltransferase activity. NCBI's taxonomy places the organism in Eukaryota, Fungi, Ascomycota, Eurotiomycetes, Eurotiales, Aspergillaceae. The transcript has a single exon. Gene Ontology annotation, cellular component: endoplasmic reticulum; membrane. The record is from RefSeq and is a predicted model, not a curated record. Gene Ontology annotation, biological process: C-terminal protein methylation. The coding region runs from base 1 to 633 and encodes 210 amino acids.
AUGAAAGAUCCAAACCCUCCUUCCAAGUCCAGCAACACCGGGCACCAGAAGAAGGAUUUCCUCAUGGUAUCCGGCCUGUGGCUUUCUCCUGCUCCAUACCGUGGCCUAUUCUCCAUUUUCAGCCUGGCUCAUGGAUUGUUCUCACUUGUUCCCGAAGCCCAACGCCCAGCUCUGUGUCCGAACUAUGAUCCUGGCGUCAGCGAUGAUCUUUUCCACUGGAACACAUACACCGCAGUUUUUCUCCUCCUCCUCAAUCUCUCGGGUCUCUUGCGUGUCCUGGCAUUUUGGAACCUGAAGACCUCCUUUACCUUUCGCCUAGCUCGCCCUAACCACCUAAUCACCACGGGGAUUCACCGAUACGUCCGACAUCCCUCAUACACAGCUCUGGUCUUGAACAUUACAGCCUUGUUGAUGCUUUUCUUUCGGCAUGACGGACUCAUAGGCUGCUGGAUUACUUCAGGAAUUAUAUCCCGAGCGAUCGAGGUGGCAUUGCUGUUCUGGGGCGCGGUGAUAACCCCGAUAUGGUUCACAGUUCGAGUGCAGGAGGAAGAGACGAUGUUGCAGGAGACGUUUGGGAAGGAAUGGGAAGCAUACUGUGCACGUACAAAACGGUUUCUUCCAGGAGUAUUCUAG